Messenger RNA from Gastrolobium bilobum, 1035 nucleotides. Its product is annotated as GRAS family protein TF80-like. NCBI's taxonomy places the organism in Eukaryota, Viridiplantae, Streptophyta, Magnoliopsida, Fabales, Fabaceae. Gene Ontology annotation, molecular function: DNA-binding transcription factor activity; sequence-specific DNA binding. Gene Ontology annotation, cellular component: nucleus. Bases 1 to 1035 code for a protein of 344 amino acids. The record is from RefSeq and is a predicted model, not a curated record. The transcript has 3 exons. Gene Ontology annotation, biological process: regulation of DNA-templated transcription.
AUGGACUUAGGAAAAGAAAAGUUUGUAUUAAGAAGGGCAAAGAAAAAAGAAAAAAAAACAUUAUCAACAUCAGAAGAACUACUCGUUAAAAAACUAUUCUUUGAGUUGUAUCCGUUUUCAAAGAUUGCUUACAAAAUCACCAAUCAGGCCAUUAUUGAAGCCAUGGAAGGGGAAAAAGUGAUUAAUAUCCUUGAUCUCAGUGUAUCUGAUGCUACUCAGUGGAUUUAUCUUAUGCAGAGUUUAAAAGAGCGUUUACCAAACCAUUCAUAUUUAAAAAUUACAAUUACAUGCAUACAUGAGAAGAAAGAGGUCUUAGAGCAAAUGAGUUUCCAUUUAAGAGUAGAAGCUGAAAAGUUGAAUUUCCCUUUUCAAUUUAAUGCUAUUGUAAGCAACUUGGAGAACCUUGACCUUGAAAGAUUGCCUUUCAAGAAAGGAGAGCCUCUUGCAAUUAGUUGUGUACUUCAACUUCACUCUCUUCUUGCCACUGAUGAUCAAAUGGUAAAAAAUCCAACUCCUGAUUCAGCAUUGUCACCUCCUUCUGCAUGUCCUUCACCUAAGAUGGAGUGUUUUCUGAGUGGCUUGUGGAAGCUUCAUCCUAAAGUGAUGGUGAUCACUGAGCAAGAAUCAAAUGUUAAUGGUUCCACAUUGACAGAGAGGGUGGACAAAGCAUUGAACUUUUAUGGGGCCCUGUUUGAUUGCUUGGAAUCUACCAUUUCAAAAACAUUAGUAGAAAGAACCUUACUGGAGAAGAUGCUAUUAGGGGAGCAAAUAAAAAAUAUUAUUGCAUGUGAAGGAGUUAAAAGAAAGGAGAGGCAUGAGAAACUUGAGACAUGGAUCACUAGGCUUUUAUUGGCAGGUUUUGGGAAGGUACCUAUUAGCUUUGAUGGGAUGCAACAUGCCGCAAAGAUGUUACAAAGCUAUGCACAUGGAUAUCAAAUCCGUCAUGAGAAUAAAUGUUUGUUUAUCUGUUGGGAUGGUAAUCCUCUCUUUUCUGUAUCAGCUUGGAGGUUUCCCUCCGAAGAUCUAUAUGCUUAG